Molecule: messenger RNA, 7329 nt
Organism: Spirodela intermedia
Lineage: Eukaryota; Viridiplantae; Streptophyta; Magnoliopsida; Alismatales; Araceae
Source: the annotation of a GenBank genome assembly
AUGAUAGAUUGGGCGUCAUUACAACGAAGAGACAUAAGUAUAUCUAAUUUGCGUUUGAAUAGUCCUGUAGAUAAAGGGAUACAUUGAAUCAUGUGACUAAAUAGGUAAACCUGCUGUACUCAUUUCUUAUUCAGUCUUUAAACCUCGAUAUUUUUCUGGUAAUGGACGAGAUUAAUGCUGUACUUGUUAAAGGCACAGCUUUGAUUUGAAAUGGCCCGUACUUUUCAUGGAAUUCCAACUUCUGAUCGAUUAACGACGAUUUAUCUGCUGAAACUUCCAAGAGGCAUCGAAACAUCUGGUUUAUUGUUCUCUAAGUGAUUCCUCUCCAGCGUCCUAGCCUUCCCAUUAUCACAGAUAGCCGAUUACAGUCAAAAGAUGGCAACCUUCCCCAAACCUAGUUAUCAUUAACAAAGGCUUGCAGUGCACUUUUGAGAUUCGUUUAUGGAUUGUCAGCGAAGACAAACUGACCAUAUCUCUACAGUUCUGGAUAUAAUUGACACAGGAUUAAUCUCAAGAUACUCAUAUUAUUCCACAUAAGGCUGCACUGCAAAAAUGAAUUCCCCUGUCCUCUUCUCUUUAUUGCAACCUGAAGAUUCGACGUUCUUUAUAAUUUAUUUUGAGUUUUUCGUGCCAAACUCCUUCUGUCAGUUUAUUUUGUGAGGACCUUGUUUUGAUCACCACUCACUAUCCUUUUGUCUGGUUUACUUUCAGGAGGCAAGACAUUCAGGACUACGGUUGACACAUUGACUCGACGUGAGCCUGAUUCAAUGCUUGCAGCAAUGUUCAGUGGUCGUCACAGUGUACCCCGAGAUCCUGAUACGGUAUUACAAGUUCUCUAUGAUGUCAUUUUGUCGUCUUUUGAGUAGCCUAUAUUUUACAGAUUAUUGCUGAACUUGGGUCCAAGAGAGCAACUUUUGUUUAUUUUUUAUAAAUUUUAAGUUGAGGAAUGUUUUUUCAUGGGAGAAAUUGAACAUAAUACAUCAACGCAAAGCCCCACAGAUGACAGGCAACUAUUGUGUUGACUGGAAAAAUGCAGGCUCUUCAACUGCCAUUAUGUAACUCUAUGUAGUUUUCAUUGACUAUUUUGUAUUAAUCCUCCUAUUUUAUACUAUAUUAUCUGUUAUAAUUUACUAUUACCUUCACCUUUUAUUACAUUUCAGAUUAAAUCAGUUUAUUUUUUCAUUAUAUAUCGUACACAAAUUUUUGCUAAUCUUAGAUUACAUGGUUAAAUGCGUCGAUGACCUUCUUUAAGGAUGGGCUUUGCCUUUUCUUAAUUAACUAUGUUAGUUCCUUUCUGCAUUAACUUGAUUAGCUUAUGAUACAGAAGAGGACACAUUUGUUACUUGUUGUUGACCAUUAACCAACACAAACUUGGCUGACCAGUCCCAAUUAUGCUUCAGGUUUAAUUUUCAGCAAACAUAUUUGAAGACAUAAAAAUGCGAGUAGAAUACUAGAAUUCGCAAAAUAUCGUAUCCGUUCUCCUAGUUUUAUACGAUUUCUCGCUCUAAUACUGUUCUCAUUUUUUGUAUUCAUGGGUGCUUCUAAUGCAGUUACCGUACCAUUAUACGGGAAAAAGUGCCAGUAGGCCUAGCAUAGCUGUCUUCUAUCUCCUACAUACGAAUGAGACUUUUUGUAUUCUAAACCACUUUUUUAUCUUUUUACUAUGGUAUUAGAGUAUGUUGAGGAGUAGGAUUUCAUUGUGAGUUUUAAAGCCUCUGUUUUCCAUCUCAGUUCUCUCAAUUUUUUUUGCCAUCCCUCCGAUUUGGAGAAGGAUAUGCGGGACAUAUCUUUAUUCGGAAGCUCCUGUUUCUCUCUUUUUAGUCUUGUUGCAUCUGAGUAUGUUUAGGUUUGGGGUUCUGUUGUUUGUUUUCCAGGCUAUGUUUCGUUUUGACAGUUCUGUCUUGUUUCCUUGCCAACCUCAUGUUGCCGAGAUGAGGAAGUGAGUCAACUUCUUAUCUUAUUAUCUCCUUUCCUUUUUUGCUUCAUAUCUGGUUGUUGUUCUGUCAUGCUACAAGGGCCCUGAUGCUACAGUGGCCAUGCAGUGCUUGGAUAGUCUCAUGAUGCUGCAGCACCCGUCAAAUUUUCUUUCAUCACUGAAGCCACUUUCCAAGGCCUCGUUGCCCCUCAGUUGUCUCUUCUCUUUGGAUGACCCAAUUUCUUGAGCUAGGCUUGAGAACUGCAUUUUAUCUGUUCCUUCAGAGACUUUCUCUCCUCUACCCUGAAGUUCCUCUGUGCAAAGCUUCACUUCAUACUCAUUGGAGUACUUGCCCUCACCUUAUCGAGUAUCCUUUUCCUACUGACGUGUGACGAAGGUCCAUGAACAGUAUUACUGGCUGCAUUCAUCUUCUCAUAAGACACUCGUGAAUGACUACGUACGUACUAUCUUCUCAUGAAAUCAUUGCCUACCAAGCAAUCUGACUGUUAUCAUCCAGUUUAUUAUCAUGCUAUCGCUCCUUACCUUCAUCCUGUGUUUUUUGCCUGCCUUCUUCCUACUGUCAUGAUUUUGUCAUUGAUCUAAUAUUCAUAGUAAAUACUUUUUAGUUGUUUCUAUAUCUUAACACUGUGGAGUAUUGCAACAUUCAUAGUCCAGUCCAGCUGUCAAAAUACCUAUUUGGUUUUGUGGUAAUGGGUUCUGUUGGGCUAGUAGGAUUUUGUCUUCCAAGAUAUUGAGGGAGGCUCAUCUUUAUGAUAUAGCUUUUAAUAUUCUCUAGAAAAUUUUAUUUUGUGCAAGUUAAUUUGGCGUGCUUAGGUGUAGUAAUCAACUGACUUGUAUUAUUGUUUCUUGAUUUAAAUUUGCUAGGGAGUUGUCUUCAUUGAUAGGGAUGGAAAAUAUUUCCGACAUAUUUUAAACUGGUUGAGAGAUGGUGCCAUUGCCCACCUUAAUGAAUCAGAGUAUGAUGAGCUGCGGCGAGAAGCAGAAUACUAUCAAUUGAUUGUAAGUCAUAUUUUGACCAUUAUGAAUUUCAUGUUUCACAGAUCAUAAUUGAUUUACGAAUAGACUUACAUUUUUCAACAUACUGAUGAAAAUCUGUUACUUUGCGAGCAUAUGAUUUCCUUGCAUAUAACUGAGUUUAUCCCUAAAGGGCUUCCCAUCACGAUGGCCUACUUACUUUAUAACUCCUGAAGUCUCUGCCCACGCACCCCCCCCCCCCUCUCAAAAAAAAAAACGUAUACAUUUUUACAUUUCAGCCAUCGCGAAUGCAUGAUCUGUGUAUUUCAGAAUGGAGAAGGUUGAAACUUUAUUUUUUCAGUAUUCCAUAAGAUUUUUUAUUUUCUUUUCGGACAAAAUCUUGUAUUAGUGAUCAAUGUCUUUUUCCUUCCCAUUGCCAUGCUGUCUCUAUAUGAAAUUUAUUGUGAAAACCCAAGGUGUAAAUAUAGUUGAAUGUUUUACCCCUGUUGUUCCACGCAUGAAUAUAAUAUUGUAUUUAUGCCAUUCAAAAAAAAUCAUUCUGAGGAAGGUACCCAGGAUUUUUCAAUUUUAUUUACAGGAUUAAUUGGAAAAGCGAUCAUAAUCCAAUGGAUGCUUUCUAUUUUUACCGCAGUUUAAGUAAAUUUGUAAUUUUCUCCCCAUGGUAGAAGUCUUUUGGUUUCCCAGCAUAUUUUUGGUGCUAUAAAAUCCUCUUCUCCCUCAUUUAGGGUCAGGUAAAAAGUUUGUUGCCUGCUGAGAAAUUUUCAGUGAUAAAAUUAUGUAAUCUGGGUAGUCUUUUCAGAGUUCUUUUGUAACCUCUUUUGGUCUUUUAGUGAAAAUAAUACAAGUCUUGAGAAGCUGUUUCUUUUUCUUCAUUCUAAUGAGACAAUUUCCAUCUUUUAAAUUCCUCAUUCUUGCAUCCGUGGCGAUUGCGUUUCUUGACCGGUUUUGAAUUCUUUACUAUUUAGUUUUGUUUCCAAAUUUUGUUCUUGUCCUGUAGAUUCACAUGUGUUUGGUUUUCCAGGGGCUGGUUGAUCAUAUAACAUCGGUUUUAAGCAGCAAAAAGGAUAGCAGUUUAGAAGCUGAACUGACACGCACUGAGGUUGUUAGAUGCAUUCAAUAUCAGAGGGUUAGAUUCCGUGGAUUGAAUCUUUCUGGCCUUGAUCUGUCCAAACUUGUAAGCUCUCAAAUCUGUCAACUAUAUUUUUUGAGUUUCAUCUUCAUUGAUAUUCUAUGUGCAUCUCUUUGAUGUGGUCAAUUCAUACCUAGAGUUUGAGAUCAAUAAGAAAUGUAAUUCCUAGGCGUUCCUUUUCUUGUGUAUGAAGUGUCUACUUACCACUCUCUCUAAAAAUUUGUGCUGGAGUAUUGAUGUAUUAUGGAUAUAUUUUUGAAAAGAAGGUAAGGUAAGUGCUUGAAUCAGCCACUAUGUUUUAUAUCCUACGAAAGAUUUUCCCUUCGAUCUUCUUUUCUUUGUAAAUAUUUGGUGAGCACUUUGUUCACAUUAUGCUGCUUGACCUUUAAAAUGCAGCAUCUCUUCUAAGCAAAUAGUUAAUAUGACCUGCUCUUGGUUCUACUUACAUUAGACCAUAUGGAUUCCCCAUUGGGAUUGAUGAUUCUGGGAAUGCAGGAUUUAUCUCUAGUCGACUUCAGUCAUUCUUGUAUACAAAAUACUGUUUUUUCACAUGCAUACCUCCAGUCUGCCAAAUUUCGGGUAUGUUUUCCAUUUGAUCAUUUUUUUUCAGAAUGCACUCGUCUUUGUUAUUUUUUGGAAGUUUCUUUUUUAUAUUUGCUUGCCAUUAUUUUUUAAUACACUCCAUCAAUGUCCAUAUUGAUCAUUAUCAUCUAUUAUUCACGUGAGACAUUUAAGAGUUUUUUGGGGAUCUGCGUGGUUUCUUUGCAGGAUGCGGAAGCUGAAGGUUCCAAUUUCCGCAAUGCAAUUUUGCGUGAGUAAGGCUCUCCAAAGCUAUCUGAUUCAUCUAUCUAAGUUGACAAUUCAUAUGUUUUUGUGGGAAACAUGUCCAUUCUGAUUCAUCUAUCUGAGUUCUUUUUCCUCUUUCAUAUACGUUUUUCUUUACAAUGUUCUACAAGUUUCUUUUCCUAAUGAUUAUGCAAAGUCUUUGAUUGAUUUGUUGUCAGAUAAAUUGAAGUGUAUGGUGAGGGAUAUCUUCUCUAAUCUUCCAAUUGGUCGACGGAAAAAUUGGACUGUGAUGAUAAUAUGCCUUGGAGGACAACAUUUAUCCCCAGGAAUGUUUAUAUUUAUCCCCGGUUUUCCUUCGGAUUUGUAUUUUCGACAUCUAAGUCUGAGAAAGUUAACACAGUAACAGACCAUCAGCAUCAUGUACUUUGGAGCGCUCAUAUUUGUUAUAUUCCAAGGCUGCCAUACUCGCUAAUUAUAAACAAAAUAGAGUGAUUUGACAAGUAGCCGUUUGUCUAAAUCGUCACGUGGAUUAACAUAUCUUGGGUCCCCCCUUCCCCAAUGGACAACGGGAGUUUCUGACGUGAGGAUGGAAACUCCUCUCUCUCUCUCUCACCCCCUCUGUUGGAUGUUCUUAUUUAAUUAUAUAGUCAUUCAUUGCUCUCAAGUAGUUGAAAUACUACAUGGCACUUGUUUUAGGAAAGAUGAAUCAUCCUAAAUCACUGUUGAGUGAGUUGGCUUAGAAUUCGUAUUUUACCCUCUGGAUUUACUUAACGCUCUAAGCUUCAUUGUUUUAAUCGCAUAACUUAAUCUGGUUGAUGUACCCUCAGUGCUCUCAAUACUUGACGUACGCCAAAGGCCCAUGAUUUCUAUUUUUUCUUGUUCUUUAUAUCUUCUCAAGGUUUUUUGAUAUUGACUAGGGAAGAUGUGAAUUUUCUGGGGCAAAUCUUCGAGGAGCUAUUUUAGAUGGAACUGAUCUUCGGAGUGCAAACCUCCCAGGUAAUUUCGUGCAUUUUUUACCAAACCAUCACGCUUUCUAUCUCCCGUUAUGCUCUUCAUGAACCUUCAAAGAAGAAGAUGGCAUCUCUAGAAAAAAGAAUGCCCCUUCAUGUAUCAGAAUGUCCCGCCCAUCAUCAUCUGCCUGAGAUACGACUCCAUCUAAACGUGAUCUUUUCCAUUUUGUCAACCCUUGUACAUUGAAUAUAUUUCCUUCACAGUAGCUAUCUGGGUUGAUAGGCCAGUGGAAUUGGGAGAUGAGUGGCGGUAAAAUGUGCUUUGAAGAAUAAUUCUUAUUGCAUAUAUUUCCGAGUUUGCAGAUGCCUGCCUGGUAAAAUGUAGCCUGUCCCAAGCAGAUCUUCGGACAGCACACCUCCAGGUUGGCCAUUCUCCCUGUCACAUUGCUGGGCUCUGCAUGGCAUAUAUCGCUUGCUCGGAGAUGUCUCUGGUUAUCGCUACUGAUGUCUGCACUAAGCUCGUCUCAUGCAUAUGCUUUACACUUCAGGGUGCUGACCUCACCGAUGCAAACUUGGAAGGAGCUAAUCUAGAAGGCGCCAAUCUGAAGGUAUUCCUGGUUAUUGAUAUUACUCACAAACAUAUCACGUCAUCUAAUUGAGAAGCAGUUGAAACCCAUUGGAGUAGGCCUGUGAAUAUAAUCGUGCCGUUUGAUUUAUUAUUUAUAAUGUGGGGUUAUUCCAUCAGGCUCAAUCAUGUGCAAAAUGGCUUUUGAGCUUUGUUAUAUCGAUUAAUUUGAAUGGGGCGCCUGCUGCUCACAUCCUGCCCAAACCCAGUCGGCAACAGUUGUGCCAAAGUCGUAGGCUAUGAUCGAUCAUCCCGUUCUAGGCCUCUGCGUCUGAUUAGACUUACACAGCGGUCUCUGGAGCAGCAGCCUCUCCACUAUCCCACCCUCGGCUUAUAUGAGCCAAGCAUGCCAGCGUUUUCCACCCAGAUGGGUUUCUCGUUUCGGGAUAGAUCCCUAGCUUAUGGCCUUCAUCUGGGUUUUGACUUCUGUGGACACAGCUCGCCGGAUAAAGCGUUGACUUGAUAACCAACCCAGAUCACUUAUUCUCUUCAGAAACUCCCUCAUCAUCAUCAUUUCCACCCUCGGCUUGUCGCCUUCAUCUGGAUUUUGACUUCUGUCGCCACAGCUCGCUGGAUGAAGCGUUGACUUGAUAACCCAGAUCCCUUAUUUUCUUCAGAAACUCCCUUAUAGUCCUCAUCAUCAUCAUUCUUAAGCCUCGCCUUGUUGCCCUCUUAUAUUUAUUUACUGCAGGGUGCCAAAGUUGGUGGAGCAAACUUUCAGAGCGCGAAUCUGCAGAGAGCCUACCUGCGCGAGGUCGAUCUGCGGGAAGCGGUAAGUGAAUUUCCCCUCCCCUCCCCCUCGCCGCCCACCAACCUGCUUACGGUGAAUCCGGGGGAGCAAUUUUUAUGUACAAGUGCUCCUCCUACGUUGCAGCAAAUGGAUGGCGCGAUGCUGAUGGGCGCGAACACGAUAGGUGCCAUCAGGUAG